AUGCACACUUCAAUGGUCAAGUCCAAGUUCCUCAGCAACCCCGAGGACCUGGGCGUCGUCGCCGUCGGUUUCUCCGGCGGACAGUGCAAGCCCGGCGUCGACGCGGCUCCCAAGGCCCUUAUCGAGUCCGGCCUGCUCACCCAGCUUCGCGACGAGCUCGGCUACCAGCUGCAUGGCCACGACGAGGUGCACCUCUACACGGACCUCGUGCCGGCCGAGGACCCCCCCUACCGCAACAUGAAGAACCCGCGCGCCGUGUCGGCCGUGACGGAGCGCAUCGCCGAUCAGGUAUACCAGCAGUCGCGCCUCGGCCGCCUGACCCUCACCCUCGGCGGCGACCACAGCAUCGCCAUCGGCACCAUCGCCGGCUCGGCCCGCGCCACCCGCGAGCGUCUCGGCCGCGAAAUCGCCGUCAUCUGGGUCGACGCCCACGCCGACAUCAACACCCCCGAGACCAGCGGCAGCGGCAACGUCCACGGCAUGCCCGUCGCCUUCCUCACCGGCCUCGCCAAGGAGGACCGCCCCGAGUACUUUGGCUGGCUGCGUGACGAGCACCGCCUGAGCCUCAAGAAGCUCGUCUACAUUGGCCUGCGCGACGUCGACCCGGGCGAGAAGCGCAUCCUGCGCGAGAACGGCAUCAAGGCCUUUAGCAUGUUUGACAUUGACCGGUACGGCAUCGGACGCGUCAUGGAGAUGGCGCUGGCGCACAUUGGCAGCGACACGCCGAUCCACCUGUCAUUCGACGUGGACGCGCUGGACCCGAUGUGGGCGCCGUCGACAGGGACGCCGGUUCGCGGGGGCCUGACGCUGCGCGAGGGCGACUACAUCUGCGAGUGCGUGCACGAGACGGGCAGCCUCGUGGCGCUGGACCUCGUCGAGGUCAACCCGUCGCUAGCGGCCGAGCAGGAGGGCGCGGCGUCGGAGACGGUGCGCGCCGGCUGCUCUUUAGUGCGCUGCGCCCUGGGCGAGUCGUUACUGUAA
Molecule: messenger RNA, 981 nt
Organism: Colletotrichum graminicola M1.001
Lineage: Eukaryota; Fungi; Ascomycota; Sordariomycetes; Glomerellales; Glomerellaceae
Product: arginase
Exons: 3
Coding region: 1-981 (326 amino acids)
Cellular component (GO): cytoplasm; cytosol; nucleus
Molecular function (GO): manganese ion binding; arginase activity
Source: RefSeq, a predicted model, not a curated record